This is a messenger RNA of Aplysia californica (California sea hare), 2102 nucleotides long. Its product is annotated as endoplasmic reticulum mannosyl-oligosaccharide 1,2-alpha-mannosidase. The coding region runs from base 140 to 1945 and encodes 601 amino acids. Gene Ontology annotation, cellular component: endoplasmic reticulum; membrane. The transcript is spliced from 12 exons. The record is from RefSeq and is a predicted model, not a curated record. Gene Ontology annotation, molecular function: mannosyl-oligosaccharide 1,2-alpha-mannosidase activity; calcium ion binding. Gene Ontology annotation, biological process: carbohydrate metabolic process; N-glycan processing. Lineage: Eukaryota; Metazoa; Mollusca; Gastropoda; Aplysiida; Aplysiidae.
GGAGUUUCUCAAGUCUCGAAGAAGAGGGCUGGAACUUGUAAAAUAGGCCUAAAAUAUUGCACUGCGUUGCCCAGAAACGUAGAGAUACUGUCGCCCUUGAAAAAAGAGCUGGGUUGGAUGGAGUGUGGUAUUUAUUCUCAUGGCGACUUCAUUUAGGCGAGACGUGUCCAUCAACUUAGGACUUUACAGCGAUACUCUUGGAGAUGUGCCGAAGAAGAGGCAAUCCCUUUUACGAUCAUGGAGGAGGUUGUCAAGCUUACAGCGUUUGAUCUGUGGAGUCUUGUUCAUUUGCACAGUCAUCAUCAUCUUUUAUGCUCUCCCGAGUAGAACAUCAGCCCCUGCCAAAAGCAUACAGGAGGACAAGGAGCGGCUUCUACCAGUUGACUCUAUUCCUGAUCCGGACCAAAACUCGAUAGUUGAUGAUCAUGAGAAAAAUCUGCAAGUUUUGAAGGAAAAGGCAAGGGAAGACAUUGCUAAAGAUCAACAAAAGCAAGAGGAGGGUAACAGAGAGCAGAUGCUACCACCUGUGGAUGAGCACAGCCUCAAGUAUGACUACUUUGGCGGCCAGAAGCAGAACGACAAGCAGCUACAGAUCAUCGCCGCAUUCCGCCACGCCUGGCAGGCGUACAAGAAGUACGCAUGGGGUCACGAUGAACUGCACCCGAUCAGCAAGACGUCUUCGGAGUGGUUCGGCACCGGCCUCACUCUGGUAGACUCAUUGGACACUCUGGUCAUUAUGGGACUCAAGGAGGAGUACGAGGAGGCAAAAGAAUGGGUGGCAGAACGCCUUACAUUCAAUGUGGACAGAUACGUAAACCUCUUUGAGAUCUCCAUACGUAACCUGGGCUCCCUGCUUGCUACUUACCAUCUGACUGGAGACGAGAUCAUGAAGGAAAAGGCGAUUGACCUGGGCACCCGCCUCCUCCCCGCCUUCAACCACAAUUCCAAGAUUCCGUUCUCCGACGUAAACCUGGCUCAUGGUGUGGCUAAGGCCCCUCGCUGGGGGCCGGACAGCAGCACCUCAGAGGUCACCACCAUACAGCUGGAGUUCAGAGACCUCAGCAAGGUCUCCGGCGACAAAAGGUUCGAGCGCGCUGUCCACGAGGUCUCCAUGCACGUACAUGAUCUGCCCAAGACGGAAGGUCUUGUCCCCAUCUUCAUCAGCGCCAAUUCCGGAGACUUUCGUGCAUCUGGCACGAUCACGCUGGGUGCCCGCGGAGAUAGCUACUACGAGUAUCUCCUCAAGCAGUGGGUUCAGAGUGGGAAGAGACUGACAGUAUUCAAAGACGAUUUUGAGGAAAGUGUACGCGGUAUGAAGAACAAACUGCUCCGACGAUCGGAGCCCAACAAACUUCUUUUUAUUGGAGAACUGCUGAAUGGGAGAAACUUCAGUCCAAAGAUGGACCAUCUUGUGUGUUUCAUGCCCGGUACACUUGCCUUAGCCCAUCAUAACGGGCUGAGUCGUGAGUACUUUGAGUUGGCGGAGGAGUUAGUGAGGACUUGUUGGGAGAUGUACAACAAAAUGCCGACCCGUCUCAGUCCAGAGAUUGUUUAUUUCAAUCUGGCCCAGGGUGCUGCGGAGGACCUCAUUGUUAAGCCUCUGGACGCCCACAACCUUCUCCGGCCGGAGACAUUGGAGAGCCUGUUCUACAUGUACCGGUUCACGGGGGACAAGAAGUACCGAGACUGGGGCUGGCAGAUCUUCCUGGCCUUUGAGAAACACACGAAAGUUCCUGACGCCGGGUACUCCUCCAUCCACAAUGUGAAGGACGCAGGGAAUCCCAGGUUCCGAGACAAGAUGGAGAGUUUUUUCCUGUCGGAGACCUUGAAGUAUCUCUAUUUACUAUUCAGCGAUGAUCCAAACUUGAUCUCGCUAGAUAAAUUUGUGUUUAAUAGUGAAGGACACCCGCUUCCUAUAGACAAAGUGGCUGAGGCAGAGUUAUAGAAAUGGUUAUAGUGUCUGUUAAAGAUUGGGUAGUUUAGGUUACCUCACCUAACAGUUUGAUGGUGUUUUGGCUUAAGGUGUUUCUCUGUAUUUUGACUGGGGAUCAUUUGCCAAGUUGAAAUUUCUUUUUCUUCUUCUUCUUCUUCUUCUUCUUCUU